UCCCAGAUCCCAGCCAAUCAGACUUCAUAUCAAUGAUGGAUGAGCCCAAAAAUGAGGUAAUGCUGGACCAGAAGCUGCGCCGCUUGCCCAUGGGCAAUGUGGCCGGCCGCGAGGAAAAAUUGAAAAUACUUAUAACCAAUGUGUUCAGCCCACUUCAGUUUUGGUUCCAGUUCGUUGAAAGCAACAACAAAUACAAUCUGGAGGGACUGCACAGCAAGAUGAGUGAGUUCUAUGCCUGGCACCAGGCCCCAAUAAUUCCUGGGACCCUACUGCCUGGAUCCAUUUGUGCCGCCGCCUCAAAGUGGGUCGGCUGGCGGCGGGUGCGCAUUCUUUCUGAGUCGCCGGACAAUGCAACGCACGUUUCCGUGUUCUACUUGGACUAUGGCUGUGAGGAGAAUAUCGCAUGCAAAGAUCUAAGAUUCUUGCCAAAAAUGUUCACCGAUGUACCGGCCAUGGCCGUUCGGGGCGCACUUUCGCGUGUCCAUCCGCUGGAGUACAUGUGGCCGGGCGAGGCAUCGAUGAUGUUCCGUCAGAAAGUGAUGUUCGGUGUGGCGUAUGCCCAAGUAAUUGAGGAGGAUCUGCAGGAGGCCAUUUACUAUAUGGAAGUUUACCGAACCAAGAAGCCUGGAGCUCUGUCAGUGAACAGUCUUAUGAUUCAGAACAAGCUGGCGGUUAAUGGGGCAGAGUUACAGUUUUCAAACCACUGUGAGCGCCGCCUUUGCUACGUUCAGGAGCGUCUGCCCUCCUUUGAAAUGCUCGAGACUGGUGCGUUUCCCAUGGAUGCGGAUCGGGAGUUUCAGAAACAUUUUAGAGGAAUCGUCUGCACAGCAUCAUUCGUCAUGGAAUUUAAGGUUCCCCAUACCACGAACCCCUUUCUGCAGGACCUGACACAGGCGCUGCUUGAUUGGAUGAUUGGCUUUAAGAAGAAGCAAAUUGAGCAGAUUACCCCCCAAUGGGGCGCAAUGGAGUUGGAGUACGAGUUGGAGAACGAGCUGGAGCGAGACCUGAUAGAGUGGGACAACGAUCAAGAGGAGGCGCAGAUGGUCAAAAAGAACGAGGAACCAGAGCAGGCCAACGAUCAAGAGGCGCUGCAGAAGGAACUGCAGGAGUUAAAGGAGCUUAUGGAGCUGCAUAAAUUUACGGAGCAAGAGGAGCUGCAGGAGAAGUACCUGCAGGACAUAAAAGAGAAUCCAGAGCAGGCCAACGAUCAAGAGACGCUGCAGAUGGUCAAGAAGAAAGAGGAACCAGAGCAGCAGGCAAAGGAGUACGGGAAGAUGUUUGAGGACAUGUAUAAGGAAAUGUAUAAUGAGUUUUCUAAGGUGCACAAGUAGCCGGAGUAGGAUCAAGAGACAAUUGUGGAUUCCGUCAUACAAUUUAUGCAGCAAAAAUCCAAUAUAAAUAUAAACAAAUAAAUAUAA
Molecule: messenger RNA, 1418 nt
Organism: Drosophila guanche
Lineage: Eukaryota; Metazoa; Arthropoda; Insecta; Diptera; Drosophilidae
Product: tudor domain-containing protein 5-like
Exons: 5
Coding region: 33-1331 (432 amino acids)
Biological process (GO): spermatogenesis
Source: RefSeq, a predicted model, not a curated record